Messenger RNA from Recurvomyces mirabilis, 1041 nucleotides. RefSeq lists its product as uncharacterized. Lineage: Eukaryota; Fungi; Ascomycota; Dothideomycetes; Mycosphaerellales; Teratosphaeriaceae. The transcript has a single exon. The coding region runs from base 1 to 1041 and encodes 346 amino acids. The record is from RefSeq and is a predicted model, not a curated record.
AUGGCUCCCACACUCCUUUCCAUCACGACCUUACUGUCGUUAUCUGUUAUCCAUGCCGUUGCAUCUAGUGUCUGGACACUAAACUGUGCACCGCUCCUCCAAGCCCGUCUGGACCCGAUCAAGCAACCCGGCGUCUGGCCUUCCUCCCACGUCCACGCCGUCGUAGGCUCCACGGCAUUCGCGCAACAUAUGAUUGGAGUAUCCAGCGGGAAAGCCACAACCUGCGACAAAGCCACCGACCACAGCAACUACUGGUCCCCUACCCUCUACCACAUGCGCAGCGACGGCCAAUACGACCUCCUCCCCUUCACAGGAAUGGUAGCCUACUACCAAAACUACACCUGUUCCCACUCCUCCAUGAACCCCGGCUACUGCCCCUCCACGCCCCGCGAUGCCCAAGCCUUCCCUCCCGGCCUCCGAAUGCUAGCCGGCGACUCCGACCGCCGCACCCUGAACAAAACCGACCAAUGGCAACAAGCCAUCCUGCUCGAAUCCGGCAACAACGGCGAAGUCUACGGUAUGCCCCCCCGACUCGACGGCUCCCGCAUCUCCGGCCACGUUCGCUUCCCCAGCUGCUGGGACGGGAAAAAUCUCGACUCCCCCGAUCAUAAAUCCCACAUGGCGUACCCGGACCCCGUCCUCCAUGGCGACACCCAAGGUGGGAUGUGUCCCCUUUCCCACCCCGUCGCGCUCCUCAACAUCGGGGCCGAAUUCGGCUGGUCUCUAAAUGGGAUCACGGAUCCGGGAUCCCUUGUUUUCGCAAACGGGGAUACGACGGGCUAUGGCUUCCACGCGGACUUCUUCAUGGGGUGGGAAAACCCGACGGCGUUACAGGAUAGUUUUGCGAAUUGCAUGACGAAUGAUAACUGUCCUUGGAGGAAAUUCGGGUCGCCGACAGGCAUGGAUCCGAAUCCCAUAAGCCAAACUCCGGAUGUGCUGCCGCCGUUGGAGAAUAUUGGGCUCAGUGGGCCGGUUGGGAAGUUGCCGGGGAAUAAUGCUGUGUUUAAGGGGCAUUCGAAGCGGUAUGCGCGGGGCGUGUAA